AAAAAAUGUUUGAAUUUUGUGCACAGAAUGAACCGCCUUUACAACUUACCCAGAGGGUUUGGUUCUUUGCCAGCACUUGAAGUUUUGGACCUCACCUAUAAUAACCUGAGUCAAAAUUCGCUGCCUGGAAACUUCUUCUAUCUCACAACUCUUCGCGCUCUAUAUCUGAGUGACAAUGACUUUGAAGUCCUGCCGGCUGACAUUGGAAAGAUGACCAAGCUGCAAAUAUUGAGCUUGCGGGACAACGAUCUCAUCUCCCUGCCAAAGGAUAUUGGGGAGUUGGUCCAACUCAAGGAGCUUCACAUCCAGGGCAAUCGAUUGACUGUACUACCACCGGAACUUGGUAAUCUGGAUCUGACUGGUCCAAAGCAGGUCUUCAAAGCGGAGAACAAUCCCUGGGUCACACCCAUUUCUGACCAGUUCCAAUUGGGAGUCUCGCAUGUUUUUGAAUAUGUUCGCUCUGAGACCUACAAAUAUCUCUAUGGCAGACACAUGCAGGCCAACCCAGAACCUCCGAAGAAGAGCAACGACAAGAGCAAGAAGAUCAGCCGCAAACCACUGGCAGCCAAAAACAAAUAAAAACAGCACUGGACAUGAAUGUUGUUGUUGUAAUAACAAGCCAGACUCACUGCAUGUGCCUUUCAGUAGCUUUAAUUCAAAACAAUGUUUAUCUUUGGUUUAUAUUCAUAUUAAUAUAUAUUCAUAUAUAUAUGCCAUUAUUCGACUUUGCAAGAUGGCUCUAUAAAACCGAAAUUCAGUUGAUCUAUUUCUUAUGCAAUGGAUCAGCACUGUAAAGGUUUGUUAAUUUUUUUAUCAUGUAUUUGCCUGUUGUAAGUUCACAUUUUUUUUAAACUUUCUCCUUGUGAAAUAAGCUUUAUAACGGUAUACUGUUAUUUGAAACAAAUGCUUUUAUGGUAUUUUGUAAUGCAGGACUUAUUAACUUGAUUUCCUUAAUUAUAUUGUGUAAGUUGGAAUGUGUAAAACGUAAAUAAAAACAGAAAUACAGUGUAAAUGGGGACUGGCAUGUUUA
Messenger RNA from Hippocampus comes (tiger tail seahorse), 1030 nucleotides. Its product is annotated as ras suppressor protein 1. NCBI's taxonomy places the organism in Eukaryota, Metazoa, Chordata, Actinopteri, Syngnathiformes, Syngnathidae. The transcript has 5 exons. Bases 28 to 579 code for a protein of 183 amino acids. The record is from RefSeq and is a predicted model, not a curated record. Gene Ontology annotation, cellular component: cytoplasm.